AAACAAGUGGAAGGAGAUGUAGCAGACGGGCGCGCAUUAACAACCCCGACACACGCACUACACCCCGUCGGCUCCACUCGCUCUCUCCCGGUGCGCGCUCGCAUCCUCCCUUUUGCAUAACAGGGCGAGCGAUCGUUUUGCGGUGCUGCAUCGGAGCUUCAUGGCCGCGACACUCGCGAUGAGCGGCGGCGGCGGGCAGGAGGAUCCCUUCUAUCCGCUGCAGAAGGCGACUCUGCCCGCCGGAUUCCCUCUGGAGGACUCGGCGUUGUUCGGCUUGGAUUGCAAGAUCACGGACAAGCCCGGGCAAAACGACUACACUCAGGAAAAGUGUGAGAUGGACAGAUAUCUCUCCCCUCAGUCUCUUCCCCUUCCACCUGCCGCAGACAGCCAGCAGAAGCCGCAGAGAGACGGUGCGUCUGUGGUGGAUCACUUCUUCACUGACGAGCACGCUGGGGCUCCCUACACCCUCAACAUGAAUCUUUACCUCCCCGACGCCGCCUACGUGAGGAUGGGCUUGUGUCAGCAGGUGCGGCCCCCUCAGCACCAGAACCACACAGGUCUUACCCAGAUCAAAACAGAAGCUGCCUCCCCGUGUUUCUCCCCCAGCCUGCAGCUGCACUGCCCCAACACUGCGCCCGCUGGGAGCUGCGGCACAGCUGGGCAUGGCCCCGGGAGCGUUGCCAUGGAGACAUCAGCCAUAAACAUGACGCUAACGGGGUUACCAGACUUCACCAGUGUUUUCAACCAGUCGGGAGGCGCCCGCGGUGUCGAUUCGGUGCAGGAAGUGUUUGUCAAACAGGAAAUGUCGUCACAGUUCGAGCAGCACGCUCUCCACCACCACGACAACGGCGGCUCGCUGUUUCAGCUACUAAACUCCGGCUUGGACCAUCACCAUGGCAGCGGUAUGGAGGCUCAGCAUCAGCGCCAUCAUCAUCAUCAUCAUCAGCAGCAGCAGAUACAACACACCCCCACUUCCACAAUCCACGCACCUUUCCAUGAUUUGCCGGUAGCUUCUUCUGCAUCUCAACAAGAGGAGACCGCCAAGCCCGUCUACUGCGGCCUGGGUGGCGGGGCAUACACUCAUCCUCAUGCUCAGGCGCACCCCCAUUUCCUCCAGCAGCAGGUGCCCUACCUGCCGCCCUCGCCGCCGAGCUCGGAGCCCGGCAGCCCUGACAGGCAGAAGGAGCUGCUCCACACUAUGUCCCCUCCUCCCUCAUAUGCAGCCACCAUCGCCUCCAAGUUGGCAGGUGGCACCCCUGGACUCGGCCCCGGGCCGGGACCGGGCGGCCUGGCCCUGCCCCUAACUACAGGUCCUACGCCGGUCCCGGGCCAAGCAGCAGGCCUUCCCCAAGCCCCUGCAGCAACCCCAGCCCCAACCCCAGCUCAGACCACCGUGCCUGCCCGCUACAACCGGAGGAACAACCCGGACUUGGAGAAACGUCGGAUCCACCACUGUGAUUACCCAGGCUGCAAGAAGGUCUACACCAAGUCGUCCCAUCUGAAAGCCCACCUCAGGACUCACACGGGUGAGAAGCCCUACAGGUGCACGUGGGACUGCUGCGACUGGCGUUUCGCCCGUUCGGACGAGCUGACGCGCCAUUACCGGAAGCACACGGGCGCCAAACCCUUCCAGUGCGCCGUGUGCUCGCGCUCCUUCUCCCGGUCCGACCACCUCGCCCUGCACAUGAAGAGGCACCAGAACUAGCGGCGUCUGCACACGCGCUGCAGAUACACAAACACUGUCUUGGCACACGUAAAGCACUCACUCCGUCUCCCACAACUACACUGCUACAAGCUGCCUGAAGCAGAGCGACUCCAACUGACGCCACAGCUCCUCCCGGUGCUGCUAUCAUGUGCUAAAACGGUACGAUAGCCUAAAAAAUGUGUUGCUCUUAACCCAGAGUGAGACACUUUGGAGGUUGUAUAAUAGAAAGAUAAUGGCCAGAUGAAGCUCUUGGUCUCUUAACCUCCAGAUAUACUUGGUAUAGAUUUCUGUGAACAAAUACAUAGAAGAAAAAUGACAACAAAAAGAAAAUGGUAGCUCCAAAAUGUGUCUCCUGUCCAUUUGGACUCUUGUGUGUGAUUGGAAAGAAAGCACUUAUCACUCAAAACUUGUACAUCUUUUGUCUCUGUUCUAAUAUAGAGCUGACUUCAUAUUUUUUUUUUUAUAAAGGAGAAGUUUAUGUUUGCAAAACUAGUCAAGCCAAAUCUUUGUUUACUUCUUGGUUUGUUAGUUUGUUUAUAUAACUGGAAUAUCCAGAUUAGAUUUUUUUUUUUUUUAACCAAAUCUUUCAGUUUGCACUAGAAUUGGUAAUCUAAGCCUGAGCCUUUUUGGGCCCAGGCGUCUAAUUCACCACUGGAACGAUCAUUAUCACUGCUAGACUGAAUCUCUGUGAACGCCACACAAAUCAUUGCUGUUCAGAUAUUAAAAAUUGAAGGCAUUUGUACUCCGGAGAGAGGGAAGAUAGUGCAGGGAAAAAAACGAGGGAGGGGUGGAGCUGGAGAGAGAGAUUUUUGAUUUUAGAGAAAGGAGAUCUGAGGACAGCUGAGGAACAGAGGGAGGUGGACGGUUGCUGAAGAGAAGCAAUUAGCCAAUGAAUUAUUCACGUUGUCUUUCGACGGAUUUCCAACCAGAGAAAUAUAAGCAGAACCCUUAUUCGCUCAGUUAAAAUAGAAUGGACUGUGUUUGAUGCACAAGCUUGAAUGAAGUGUCUUCAGACUACAGUUAGCGUCCAUCCGUCUCAUCCAGCGUUUUACUUCUUUCAAACGUUUUAACCAAAGUGUCAUCUUCAUCAUCAUCGACACCUUAUUAAGUGCCUCCUUCUCUGGUUUAUGUGUGUUCGUUCAGUGGUAGCAGAGCUGUGAUCAUCGUGGACAGUCCUUUUAAAUACACAUGGUGCUGUUUUUAGUUCUUAAUCUACUGGAUGUCUAGACUCAGCUUGGGGGGGGGUCCUUUUCUUUUUAAAUUGCGAGUUUACCCAUCGCUCAUCGUGAUUUAACAGCUCGGCUCAGGCCACUUCACGGACAUCCUGACACGAUGAGGAACUUUUUCGUCAAACUGACAGUCAGUCCUUUCCCACUCUCGGACUCUGUACACAACUAACAUGCAGCUCAGCUGUAUCAGUCAAUCGAACGUGGAUGCAUGAUCUGUUAAAGGAGAGGUUUGCGUGUGAUCACAUGUGCAAAAAUUAUGGGUUGGUGCAAGUGUUCCUUUUUACAAACUGGCCCUGAAGAGAUCCCUGACAUUUUUAGUGCAAGUGAUAUAAGACAAAAUCAACAAUGAAAUAUAAAAUGCAUUGUGAAGUUCAGCUGAAAAUAAUGUGGUUUGGGGAUCUUUCAAGGUUAGUCUUACCAGUGCAGCCCUCUCAGUGUUUCCUUGUUGGCCUGUGGGCUAUGAAGACUUUGGAAUACACCCGUUUGAUUCCAUUAUUAGCUUAUAGCAACUUUAGUUGAACUUUAGACGUCAUUUUUGCACAGAACAAAGAUUUUGUCCCCCGUCGCCUGCAUCCAAAUAAUCACAGUCGGCAUCAAGAGGAACACUUGAUCAAAAACUCUGCUAAUGCACAAACGGACGUGAGAGCAUUGCUUUAAGACAGACCUGGAAACAAGUGGACCUCUCCUUUAAAAAGAGUUGAAUGUCCAUGUUGAUGGUGUGAUUUAGCCUGCGCCUAUAACUGUAUUUGUUCAUUCACUGCAGGUAGCAUAAAGAUAAUAUAGCACUGUAAUGUAUCAUGGUAAAUCUGACUAUUUAUUUGGUUGUGUAGAAGUGGGGGUUGUAUCAGAUCAACCGUCUUUCUCCCCAGCAAAAUGCCUUAAUGUAAAUAUAUGCACUGUAAAUAACUAUUAAUUUUUUUCCUCUUUUGUUAUUAUUUUGUAAACAAAAGGGCAAAAAGAGGAAAAUGCCCUGCAUCCAAAAAAUAUUUGAGCCUUUUUUUUUUCCUUUGGUUUUGUUUCCUUGUCAAAGAUAUUUUGAUGCCAUUGUUUUAUAUAUUGUCCUUCCAACAACUUAUUUUGUAGAUUUGUUUUCUUCCUAGGUAAACGUUCCAAAGACAAAAGUUGUUUUUCUUCAACUGAGUGAAGCCGAUCCUAAUAAAGUCAACUGACACUUUUA
Molecule: messenger RNA, 4111 nt
Organism: Chelmon rostratus (copperband butterflyfish)
Lineage: Eukaryota; Metazoa; Chordata; Actinopteri; Chaetodontiformes; Chaetodontidae
Gene: klf5a
Product: Kruppel-like factor 5a
Exons: 4
Coding region: 161-1705 (514 amino acids)
Biological process (GO): regulation of transcription by RNA polymerase II
Molecular function (GO): RNA polymerase II cis-regulatory region sequence-specific DNA binding; DNA-binding transcription factor activity, RNA polymerase II-specific
Source: RefSeq, a predicted model, not a curated record